AUGGCGUACAACUCGAACACCACUGCUCGGAUGAACCCGCAGGCGGCGGCGGAUAAGGCCGUGUCGGUUAUCGGGUACGGGUAUGACCUCACCUCCGACAUCCGGUUGUCCGCGUGCAAGCCCGGCCCGUCCGGAUCGGGUUUGAUUGAGCUUGACCGGAACCGAAAGAAGGACCUGGUGGUGCCUGGUAACGUCGUCGUUUCGGACGUUUGUGCUGCCAUCAAGUGCGACAAAGGCGAGCGCAUCAGGUUUAGCUCCGAUGCGCUCUCCUUCAAUCAGAUGUCAGAGCAUUGUAACCAGGAUUUGUCUUUAGCGGGGAAAGUACCUUCCGGCGUGUUCAAUGCAAUGUUUGACUUCAAGGGCUGCUGGAAAAAUGAUGCAUCAACCACAAAGAUUCUUGCUUUUGAUGGUUGGUUGAUUGGUCUGUACACUGUCGAGCUUGAAAGAUCACAAAUAGCUCUGUCAGAUAAAGUCAAGCAAGAAGUACCAUCUACGUGGGAUCCAACUGCUCUGGCUGAGUUUAUAGAAAAAUAUGGCACUCAUGUCAUUGUUGGGGUUAAGAUGGGUGGCAAAGAUGUAAUUCAUAUUAAGCAGCUUCGCACAUCAAAUCUCCUGCCAGCUGAAGUGCAGAAACUGUUGAAGCAGUUAGCUGAUGAAAGAUUUUCUGAAGAUGAUAAUCUAAAUUUGGUUGCUAACUCUGAUAAAUCAUCAAAGGCAAAGGUUGAACAAUCUAUGGUGUGGGAUCUUCAGCUACCAUUAGCAAAUACAUUUAGACCGCCUGUUUUUUCUCACUCCAAAAAUGAUGAUAUAUGGAGUAUUCAUAUCCGAAGGGGAGGUUUAGACAGUGGCCAAAGCCAUAAGCAGUGGCUUUCAACCGUAUCGCAAUAUCCGAACGUGAUAUCAAUGUCCUUUGUACCUAUUGCAUCCCUUUUGAGCGGCAUUCCAGGCAGUGGUUUCUUGAGCCAUGCGAUUAACCUAUACCUCCGUUAUAAACCACCAAUAGAGGAACUUGCCCAAUUUCUAGAAUAUCAGUUGCCUCGGCAUUGGGCCCCCGCAUACAGUGACCUUCCUCUUUGUCAUCACCGCAAGAAGAAAUCCUCCCCGUCCCUUCAGUUCACGUUGUUGGGUCCUAAGCUUUACGUUAAUACUGUAAAGGUCCUCACCGGCAACCGGCCCGUGACCGGAGUCCGCCUGUACCUUGAAGGCAAAAAAAGCGACCACUUAGCCAUCCAUCUCCAGCACCUUUCCAACCUCCCCGACUCUCUCCACCUCUCCCCCGACCACAGCCACUCCCCUGCUGAUGAGUCUGUGGACCGAGCCUAUUUCGAGCCGGUCAAGUGGAGCAUAUUCUCCCACAUCUGCACUGCCCCGGUCGAGCACCACGGGACCCGUCUCGAUGACCCGGCCUCGAUCGUUACCAGUGCAUGGUUUGAGGUCAGAGUAGUUGGCAUGAAAAAAGUACUAUUCUUGCGGCUCGGAUUCUCCAUGGUGGGGUCUGCCGUAAUCCGGCGGUCCGAGUGGGACUGUCCCACGGGGUCUUCAUCCAAGAAGUCGGGACUGAUCUCGAUGCUGAUGAGCACGCCGUUUAGCGCGGCCCUGAACGGCCAGCAGGCGGUGCCGGAUAGGCCGCCGCCAAGGGUCGACCUGAACUCUGCAGUCUACCCGGGGGGACCGCCUUCACCGUCGAGAGCCCCAAGGAUGUCGAGCUUUGUGGACACAACGGAGAUGGUGCGGGGCCCGGAGGAUCCGCCUGGGUAUUGGGUGGUGACGGGGGCGAAGCUGUGCGUGGAGGGUGGGAUGAUACGGGUUAAGGUGAAGUACUCGUUGCUGACUAUUGUUUCAGACGAGUCUUUGUUGAUAUGA
Molecule: messenger RNA, 1863 nt
Organism: Striga hermonthica
Lineage: Eukaryota; Viridiplantae; Streptophyta; Magnoliopsida; Lamiales; Orobanchaceae
Source: the annotation of a GenBank genome assembly